AUGAAUAACUUUUGCAAAGUAACAUGUCGAGGAAUAAAGCGUACGAAACAUUUGCUGAAACUAUCUAGUGUAAAUCAAAAUAAAUGGAGGUGUAUGUCACAAAUUGGUUUGCCGCCAGAAACAAAAGCCGUUCCACAGUUUUCUAUUCCGAAAGGGAUUCUCGGUCAGCCAACGUGUCACACACAUCCUCACAUGAUAUCACAAGGACACCUAACAUGUGGAAUCACUCAAAUGGAAUACAAAGAGAGGCGAGACACCUUAGUCAGCAAAUUAAUUGCUGAAGUAGAUAAUGUACAUCAGACACAUAUAAUUGUAAUACCAGGAGCUUGUAAGCAGUACAUGUCAGAUAAAAUUCCAUAUGUUUUCCGACAAAAUUCAGACUUCUUCUAUUUAACUGGAUGUUUAGAACCAUCAGCUAUUUUGGUAAUGGUAAAACCAGCACAAACAGAUAAUUAUAAGAGUGUGUUAUUUGUGCAUGAGAAAGAUGCUCAUGCAGAACUAUGGGAGGGGCCACGGAGUGGCUGCAGUAGCUCAACUGAGCUGUUUUCUGUGGAUGAAGCACACCCAGUAGAGAACUUCAAUCAAUUCAUUACAAAAAUUUCACAAACCAAGCCAGCAGUUCUUUGGUACCACAGUGAGAACCCAGCUAACCCGGACAUCCAUAAAAACAUCAGCUCCGUUCUGCAACACGGACAAGUUGCACUGCAGGAUCCGCAGAAAGUCUUACAUUUCAUGCGUGUGAUUAAAUCUCCAGCCGAAGUGGAGCUAAUGAAGGAGGCAUGCUACAUAGGCUCUCAAUCUGUUAAUAUGGCUAUGGCAUGCACUAAACCCGGAAUAUCAGAGCGGACUGUGGACGCAGUUCUGGAGUUCACAUGCAGACAGGCUGGGGCGGAGCACGCUGCCUUCCCGCCCGUAGUGGCGGGGGGCCCACGCGCCGCCCACAUCCACUACGUAGCCAACAACCAGAUACUGGACGAGGGCCAGAUGCUCCUGGUGGACUCGGGCUGCCAGCGGUGGAUGUACAACUCGGACAUAUCCCGAACAUGGCCAGUCUCCGGAAAGUUUUCCAAGUACCACAGAAUACUGUAUGAGCUGGUUCUCACAGUUCAGAAGCGGCUAAUAGAGCUGGUCGGCGAGCAACGUCCUCCAUUAGACCAACUGUUCGAUCAGAUGUGUCGAUUGUUGGGAACACAUCUACAACAGGAGGGCAUCCUGCCCAAGAAUAUCGAUGGCCAUGAACUCAUCAAUCGAGCUUACCAGCUGUGCCCCCACCACGUGUCGCACUACCUGGGCCUGGACGUGCACGACGCGCCCCUGGUGCGACGCCGGGUGCCCCUCGCCGCCGGAAUGGUCGUGACCGUGGAGCCCGGGCUGUACGUGGCUGCGGACGACCUCUCCGUGCCGGCGGAGUUCCGCGGCCUCGGCAUCCGCAUCGAGGACGACGUGCUCGUCACCGACGGCGGCCCCGUUGUGCUCACGGAGGCGUGCGUGAAAGAGACGGACGACGUUGAGGCGGUCGUCGGCAAGCACAGCCUC
Molecule: messenger RNA, 1536 nt
Organism: Iphiclides podalirius (scarce swallowtail)
Lineage: Eukaryota; Metazoa; Arthropoda; Insecta; Lepidoptera; Papilionidae
Source: the annotation of a GenBank genome assembly